AUAUGACACGCGCGCAGUUCCUCCCAAACAUCACGCUCGUGCUACCGCUUACAGCUCGAGUGCGCGAGAACAACAAAGCCAAAGCGCUGGAAUCUGUCAGUCGCAGUCAUGUUGGCGCUGAUUAACCGUUUCCUAGACUGGGUUAAGUCCCUGUUCUGGAAGGAGGAGAUGGAGUUAACCCUGGUUGGUCUUCAGUAUUCGGGCAAAACCACGUUUGUCAAUGUGAUAGCUUCUGGACAGUUCAGUGAAGACAUGAUUCCAACAGUUGGAUUCAACAUGCGGAAGGUCACAAAAGGAAAUGUCACAAUCAAGAUCUGGGAUAUAGGGGGACAACCCAGGUUUAGGAGCAUGUGGGAGCGGUACUGUCGAGGAGUAAACGCCAUAGUGUACAUGGUGGAUGCAGCGGAUCGAGACAAAGUAGAAGCUUCCAGGAAUGAGCUGCAUAACCUGUUAGACAAACCGCAGUUGCAAGGAAUCCCUGUACUGGUACUUGGUAACAAGAGAGAUCUACCUAAUGCAUUGGAUGAGAAACAGCUUAUUGAAAAAAUGAACUUGGCUGCUAUUCAAGACCGGGAGAUCUGCUGCUACUCCAUUUCCUGCAAAGAGAAAGACAACAUUGACAUCACACUGCAGUGGCUCAUCCAGCAUUCGAAAACGCGGAGAAGCUGAAAGCAGUGUUUGAGAUUCCUGUGCUGACACGUUCCUCUCACACCCCAUCCUGCUUACUCUGUGAAACUGUACAGUUGUCCCGUCACACUAUCUCCAUCACUGUUGGUUGCAGAUAUCCUCGAUACACCCAUCAUAACCAAGAGCCAGUCUUCUGAACCUGUCGCUAAAUGAUGUAAGCCUGCAGUUUCCAGCCAACACCUCGUGCCCCUCCUUGUCCUCCUCCUUUGAGAAGACCUUUCACCUGCUUAAACAAAAAAAAUCAGCAGUCUACAAACUAGCUUCGCUUUCUUGAGGGUCUUAACCUCCAGUCUGUACUUUUUCAAAAUCAUGGGAGAAUGAAGACUUUUUUUUGUUUUGUUUUUCCCCUACUAAAGUAUGCCAUGCCUUGCUCAUGUGAGAAUGUAAUUAGGUAUGACUGUUGCCACUCUGCUUUUCUCUCGCUCUUCUUUUGGCCAAAACAUUUCACCUGAGAAAGCAGUUUCUAAUAUUUAACUGAGGAGUGAUUCGAUAAGUCAGCAAAAUAUCUCGACAUGUAUGUACAAAAAUUGUUCGCGUAAAAUAUUUUUCCUAAAUUUAUUUAAGUGAAUGUAUGGAAGAGUUAGGUGUAGUCUUUUCUUAAACUCCGUGAUGUCUUGCUGUUGGUAAGCUGGGAGAGAGAGGCGGCGAAGUUCAAAGUGCCUUGUGCAGCAGAUUUCUCUCUGGAGCGGAACAGUAAUGCCAGGUGUGUCUGCCUGGAACUUAUUCACCCAUUAAGAAACGAAAGAAAUAAAAUCAGCAUGCUUUUAAGGUAGAUUAUUGUACCAUUGCCAUUAUGAACGUCUUUGCUUUGAUCUCUGUAAAGAGAAAAAUAUUUGAACCCCUCACUAUCAAUGCACUUUUGUAAAUAUGAAUCAAUAAAUAAUUCUUGACAUCCAAAAAAAAAAGAA
This is a messenger RNA of Clarias gariepinus (North African catfish), 1595 nucleotides long. RefSeq names its product ADP-ribosylation factor-like 8Ba (gene arl8ba). The record is from RefSeq and is a predicted model, not a curated record. Bases 109 to 669 code for a protein of 186 amino acids. Gene Ontology annotation, molecular function: GTPase activity; GTP binding. Gene Ontology annotation, biological process: protein transport; anterograde axonal transport. Gene Ontology annotation, cellular component: lysosomal membrane. Lineage: Eukaryota; Metazoa; Chordata; Actinopteri; Siluriformes; Clariidae. The transcript is spliced from 7 exons.